AAAAAACAAAUUCCUUUUUUCUUUUAUUUUUUGGAGUCAGCCUUGAGCGUUGAGCCCUUGACGGCUUUGGUAGUUAACCACUAAAACGGCAAUCCAGUUUGUCAAAUGCCACUGUUUAGCCUUUAACGUCGUCGUUUUAUCGCAUCUGUGGAUUCAUUGCACCGAACAACGUGUGGUGGCUUUAUCGGAGAAAAGUGAAAUUACAGUGUAACACGGCGAGAUUCGCUGAUUAGGCGCAAAACCCCAAGUCUGCACCCAUUUACAAAACAAAAUCUCGUUUAAUUCGAAUUCCCCAGCGCAAGUUUUUGGUGCUUCCGAUUUUUUUCGCGCGAAGCAAAACCCAGAAGAAUUGCUUAAUUGAAAAAUGACAGAAGAUAGCAGCGUUAGGGUUUCUUCUUCCGAUGAAGCCAACGUCCCCAACGAUGCAUCACACGCAAGGCAGAGGAAGAAGAAGAGAAAGUGGGAUCAACCAGCUGAGUCGUUGGUAGCUGUUGGGAUGGCGGUCCCUGGAGUUAUUCCUUUAAGCACCACUGCAACCCUUGGUGGAGGGAUUUCAUAUCCGGGCAUAGCUCCAGUCUCUGGUGCAGUUUUAACAAAUCCAUUGGUGGCAUCAGUUCAGCAACAAACUACAAUUGGAGCAGUCCAAAAACCUAAUCAACAGAAGAUCCAAGAUGAAUUAAUAAUUGCUCGAGAAAUUGUCAUCAACGAUGCUGAGUCUUCUGUUCGGUACAAGUUGACAAAACGCCAGACACAAGAGGAGAUUCAGAGGUGCACCGGUGCUAUAGUUAUCACUAGGGGGAAGUAUAGGCAACCUAAUGCACCAGCAGAUGGAGAGAAGCCAUUGUAUCUUCACAUUUCUGCAGGAGCUCAUAUAAAAGAGACGGCAGAACGAAUUUUAGCUGUUGAUCGUGCUGCUGCAAUGAUUGAAGAAAUGCUAAGACAGGGGCCGAAUUCACAGUUGGUUCCUUCUUCCCCACCUUCCAUCCUAGCUAAUGGGCUGAAGGUGUUCAGUGAAAGUGUGUUUUUGGGCUUUGAUGCUGACCCAUCAUUGAAUAUUGCUGCACGAAUACGUGGACCAAAUGACCAGUAUAUAAAUCACAUUAUGAAUGAAACAGGAGCUACUGUUAUACUGAGAGGACAUGGUUCAGGAAGCGAUGAAUGCUCAAAUGGAGAAGAUGGACAGCAGCCCAUGCAUUUAUUUUUGUCGAGUAACAAUGCAAAAAGUCUUGAAGAUGCUAAGCUUCUGGCUGAAAACCUCUUGGAUACAAUCAGCGUAGAGUGUGGUGUUUCCAGGGUUUCAUCAUGUAAGGUUUAUAGUGCUGUUCCACAGCCACAGCAGGUAUAUAGUGCUGUUCCACCACCUCAGCAGGUAUAUAGUGCUGUUCCACCUCCCCAGCAGGUUUAUAGUGUUGUACCACCUCCCCAGCAGAACCCUACUGCCAUUUCAACCCCACUAGUUUACAGUGCUGUUCCACCCCCACAGCAGUUGUUAGCUGGAGUUCAGAGUUCCACAAUGGGGCUAGAGGCGACUACAGGCUUAACCACCAGUUCAAUAUCAUCAGCUGUGGGCUCCACACCAGUUACUCCAGCUUCCUUUGUUGGUGUUCCUGGUGUUGCCACUACUGCCCUCGCACCAGGUGCUACACCAUAUUCUGCAGGAUAUUUGAGCUCUGGUUCCCAAGCAAACUCGAUUGGUUAUACUCCCCCUUCAGUAUUAGGUGGCACUAGCUAUAUUGGAUACGGUGGAAUAUAUCCCCAAGCUACUCCUUUGCAGCAAGUGGCCCUUGUCCUGCGACACUCUCCUUCCAUUGCUUCAACAGUUGCUCCAACAACAUCAGCAUCAAAUGAAGAAUCUAAAUCUAAGUCGACCACAAGCUCUGAAGUUGAAAAGGAGAAACGGCCACCUCAGAGGCGGAAGUUUCAAGAAUUACCAGUUGGCUCAAAUGGCACACGGAAAUUCAAUCAGGUAUUUUCUCUGACCUUCUAUGAAGCUAAUAGGCUGACACUGGACCUGUCUGUUGGGCCGUUGGUUUGUAUGUUUGACAGGGUUUUCAGUUUUGGAGGAAUUAGGAGGGCGCUCAUUGCUUCAAUGAAUUUGUCAUUGUCAAUCUGAGAUAUUCUGAUUUUUUUUUUUUUAAUCUUAGCUCCACUUGAAACGGUUUUAUCAGCACCAAAUUGAUUUAAUUUCCUGGGGGAAAAAAGAUCAUCUGAGAUAGGAAUAGGAGAAAAUAUAUGUUACAAAUGGGAUAUCAUAGUAAAGUAUAAUUGAUAGGGGAGAUAAUUAGAUGCGAGUAAAAUACAUCAAAUGAGAAAGAUUUAUGAGUUUCUUGGUUAUUAUCCAUUGAACAGGCAUGGGUAAACAUCAUAAUUUUUUAAAACUUUGGUGUUGACAACCUCAUCCGGCACAAGGUGAUAAGUAACCAUAUCCAUGAAAAGACCAUGCAAGUGUUUUAACCCUCGUGAAAGCUUUACCCUAUGUCUCUAUUCAUUCAAGAACUCGUGUUUUUAUUUUAAAAAAAAUGUCCAUCCUCAUCAAGAAAUUAAGUUAUGUGCUAGACUUUUUGUUUAGAUAUUUCCACAUUGAUUCUAUAUUUGAUCUUGGUACUUCAAAUCAUUGCUAUAUAUUGUUUAUCAUUUUUUCUUUUUAAUUUUUCCUAUUCAGUCUCAAUUGACUUUUAGUUUGGUGUGUCGGGACAAUUAUUACAAUAACAUCUGAUUCAGAAGUUGUGUCUGGAUUUUUUUUCCUUUCUCUUCCAAUCUAACUUAAUUGCAGGGAUUAGAGCAUUUAAAACCUAAUGAACAAUCUGCUGAUAUGGCUGUGAGGAAAGUAUUGACUAUGCCAGCUCCUAAGAAGUUGAUCCAGCCAUCAUCCAAUGGAAUGCCUCCUCCUCCCCCAAGAAAAAUGCCCCCACCACCACCUCCACCUAAAUUUCAUGAU
Molecule: messenger RNA, 2938 nt
Organism: Arachis duranensis
Lineage: Eukaryota; Viridiplantae; Streptophyta; Magnoliopsida; Fabales; Fabaceae
Product: protein RIK
Exons: 11
Coding region: 365-2113 (582 amino acids)
Cellular component (GO): nucleus
Molecular function (GO): RNA binding
Source: RefSeq, a predicted model, not a curated record